UAUUUCUAGAAUCCUUAAAUCUAAAACGAAUUUUUGUUAACUCCUGAACAAACUCUUCGAUUAUUUUCGAAAAAAAUUAAAAAAAUUAAACAUUUUAUGCUUAUCAGCGAACAAUAGUUGAGGAAUUUUUCAACUGGGUAACAUUUCUUACAAACGAUAAAGAACAAACAAACCAAAGUUCAAUUGACAAUGUCACUCUUAUUUAAAAUAAUGAUGAUAUUAUCCUUUUGGGUUCUGCUUUCAACUCAAGCUAAUAUUGGUCGUUCAUGGAGUGAUCAACAGUUAAGCUCAGUGAAUCAUUUGGAUCCGAGAUACGGUAGAGGUUAUGAAGAGACAUUUCUGCAAGACAGUGAAGAUGACAAUGAUGAUGAUGGUGACACUGAUGGUGAGCUCAUUCACCCAUACGGCUUAAACCGGCAAUCAAUUUAUCCAGCCCGUUUCAAGUCACAAGCUUCUUUAAAUCCCUGGGCUACACAUAUGAAUAAAUUAGGUGAGCCUGAUGCCAAUAAAGAAGGUGAAUAUUCUUCUUCAUUGUUGGAUAGCGAUGUUGAGGAUGAUAAUGGAAAAGGUGUUGACUACUUGGAUCAUUUGUUAACUAAUUUAAUAUAUUAUCGAAAUCCUUUAAAAAAACGAAAUUUAUAUUCCAGUCAAUCUGGAGGUGAAUUCAGUGAUAAUGGUUUGAUUGUAAAAAAGAUGCCUGAGACAGAACGUUGGUCUACACCAAUUCAACCAGGUGAUUCAAAUGAUUUACGUAAAGUGCGCAAUUUAAAUCAGAUGGGAUUGUAUCAAUUUAUUCCUGAAGUACAAAAAAGUGAAAUAUUCAAUGAUCAACAUUCAUUCAGAGGACGUAAACAACAACAACACCAAAAGGAAGAAGUUGAGUCAGCUAAUUCAUUUUCUGAUCAUUCUUCUAUGAAGUCAUCCACUAAAAGAUCUUCAGAAAGCGAAAGUGUUUCUAGCCAAUGAAUGAAGAAUGAACGCGAAUGACAAGUGUCAUUGAUGUGUUACUACAGUCUACUACAGUCAGUAAUCUCAGAAACCCACAUUUAUAUGUUUGACCUUCAUGUGUCCUUCAUGUGAUGUCUUAAUAAUCGAUAAUUUAUGUGUGACAGACAUAUGAAGUAGUCCAAUCAUCAUCUAAUAUAUAUAUAUAUAUAUAUAUAUAUAUAUAUAUAUAUAUAUAUAUAUAUAUAUAUAUAUAUAAGUUAAUGAAUAAAUCAUAUUCCUUUUUUCUCUCUUAUUUACUUUGUUUCUGUUAUGAUUACUUCAAGUGUCUAUCAGUUUACUGUUAUGUGUGAACUUCCAAGUUCAAAUUGUUAUGAUCUGUGUAUCACAUUUUAAAAACAAAAAUUCUUUUUAAUUUGAUAUUUGCGUUUACUUUAGCAGAAUAGAAAAAAGAAAACAGUCUAUGCACGCUAUUAAUGAGAUGAAGAUCUCAGUUUUGUUUGUUUGCAUUUUCCACUGUUUUCUCUUUCUCUUUAAAGUUUACAAAACCUGUGUCAUUGUUUUUGAUAAAGUGAAUAAAUUCUAUAAUUCACAUG
This is a messenger RNA of Heterobilharzia americana, 1541 nucleotides long. NCBI's taxonomy places the organism in Eukaryota, Metazoa, Platyhelminthes, Trematoda, Strigeidida, Schistosomatidae. The record is from the annotation of a GenBank genome assembly.